UUAGUAGCAUUAUCUAAGCUGCAGAAAUGCUGCACUCACAGACAAUGCAAUCCAUACCCACUCUCCACCAGCCACUGCACUCCAAGGUAUCGAACUAUCUGAACAACCAGCGGAGAACCGGACAAUUCUGUGACCUGCUCCUGGAACUGGAUUCGGAUGAUUCCCUCAGCUUGAGCGUCCAUUUCUGCGUGCUGGCUGCACAGAGCCAGUUCAUCAACACCAAUCAGAAGCAACAGCAGUUCUCCAUUCACAAUCCGCUCAAGAUCACCAUACGGAAUUUCAGCUGCACCCAAUGCCUGCACACAAUUGUGGACUUCUUCUACGAGGAUUUGGUUUCCGUGUCCAAGGAGCACGAGCUGCACUUUCGGGAGCUAGCGCAAAUCUUGGCUGUGACAGAACUACUGAAUCUCUACCAGUUGCAGCCCUUGGGCGAGGUGAAAGAAGCAACAGAGAUCCCAGCAACUGGAGAGGCGCAACCAAAUCCAGAACUAGAAAAGAAGGCAGAGGCUGUCUUUGAGAAUCGACAAAGUUACUUCAAGCUUAAGAACCCGCGAGCGGUAAAGUCCAGCAGCAAAGUGAACUACUGCAUUGGCUGCGACUUCAAGUGCUAUCAGGUGCAGAAAAUGAUCGAGCACAUGGGCAGCUGUGAACCCUCCCAUUUGACCUGCUCGCUGUGCGAAGUGGGCUUCCUGGACUGGCGGGAAUACGACACUCACCUACGCCGGCACUCUGGUGAUCUGCGUAAGCCCUUCUUUUGCUUGCAGUGCGGCAUCCGCUUCAACACACGAGCUGCCCUGCUCGUCCAUCAGCCCAAGCAUUCCACGGAAACGCCGCACAUAUGUCCACAUUGCGGCAAGGGCUUUAAGUGGAAGCAGGGCCUGAGCAACCACAUCCUGGUCCACAAUCCCGAGAAGCAAAUGCUCUGCGACGUCUGUGGCUACAGCACUACGCACAUGAAGGCCUGUAACGUGCAACGAAUAAAGAAAUGAUGAAAGACUGGAGAACCUAUUCUUAUGGCUUAACGUUAAACUUAAACUACAUAGGAAUAAUUUUAAUUUCUGCCACUCUAUGUCCAAGAUGGCGAUCAGGUGGAAUUAAUACUCUUUAGUAAGGUUAGGUCUGGCUUUCGGCAUAUCUCAGCGUACACUUAGAAAUUUUGUUCGAUUCAACUGGAAUUUAAUUUAAUUUCGACAUUCUAGACUGCCGAUCAAGCCUAAAGAAAAUUCUAUUCACUCUAACCUCACUCUAAGCUCUACUUAGGCUGCAUUUUUAUUUGUUUAAAGAUCCCUCCUGGUGGCCCCGAUUUAGGGCGGUCGCUGUCCGGCUGCUGCGGCUGGUCCUUUGCUCCGGCUCGCUGGAAAGGCGCUCCACUACUCGGCCUGGCGCAGUUGCCGUCUCUCCUUCUGCCCGCCGGUAGCGGAUCCGUAAAAUCGUAGGACCCGGGCGAAAGUAUAAGACGUCCAGCGAAAACCCACCGGGCUUCAAUUUCGGCUGCGAUUAUAUUCCGUGUCAAACUACCGUCCGUCAAUAUUUUGAGGUUGACUAACCUGCAGUUUGUCCCAGUCGAAGCUAGGAUUUGGCGGCAAAGCGGCGGUGAGAGGGCCGUGACAAACGCCGAUCUCUACGGCUUAAUAUCGCCGGGAAAACACACGCCGGACUUAUUCCGCGCACCACUAUAAGCGAAGGAACGCCGUAUUCUCGAUAUUUCGCACGACAAAAAAUUCCGUAUGACCGCAAGUUAAAAUUUUCGACGCACUUUUACAACUUGACGCGUUGACUGUUCAGAUCGAAAA
This is a messenger RNA of Drosophila mauritiana, 1793 nucleotides long. RefSeq names its product gastrula zinc finger protein XlCGF64.1 (gene Plzf). Bases 27 to 989 code for a protein of 320 amino acids. Lineage: Eukaryota; Metazoa; Arthropoda; Insecta; Diptera; Drosophilidae. The transcript has 3 exons. Gene Ontology annotation, molecular function: protein binding. Gene Ontology annotation, biological process: regulation of immune system process; regulation of cytokine production; negative regulation of transcription by RNA polymerase II. The record is from RefSeq and is a predicted model, not a curated record.